Polyodon spathula (Mississippi paddlefish) is the source of this 2827-nucleotide messenger RNA. Its product is annotated as NEDD4-like E3 ubiquitin-protein ligase WWP2. NCBI's taxonomy places the organism in Eukaryota, Metazoa, Chordata, Actinopteri, Acipenseriformes, Polyodontidae. The transcript is spliced from 24 exons. Gene Ontology annotation, molecular function: protein binding; ubiquitin protein ligase activity. The record is from RefSeq and is a predicted model, not a curated record. Bases 113 to 2776 code for a protein of 887 amino acids. Gene Ontology annotation, biological process: protein K63-linked ubiquitination; ubiquitin-dependent protein catabolic process; regulation of monoatomic ion transmembrane transport.
AGCUUCACUUUUCCGGUCAGGUUGCCAUUGUCACGUGACCUUGUUGUAGAGGCGGAAGUGAAAGUAAACUGAGAACAGCGGAGCCUGGCUGAGAGAGCUGUAAUGAUCUGUAAUGGCAUCUGCCAGUUCGAGUAGAACUGGGAUUGGCCCAACCUCAGAAAAAUCACAGUUGACCUUAAAAAUUUUAUCAGCAAAGCCCCAGUCCCCCAAAGCACCCAGCAGAAACUCCCGAAUCAACUCUUUUGUGGAAGUCACCCCUGAUGGACUAUCAAAUGAGACCAAAAAGACGGGAAAACGUAGUGGGAAUCCUGAGCUCCAGUGGAAUGAAAAUCUCACUUUGAAUGUUACCCCCCAGAGCCGUCUGGACCUGAAGCUGUGGAGCUGUCACACACUGAGAAACGAGCUCCUCGGAAGUGCCUCCAUUGACAUCUAUGACACUUUAAAGAACAACAAUGGCAAAAUGGAGAAUAUUCAGCUGAACCUGAACCUGCAGACGGAGAACAAAGGCAGCCUUGUGUCAGGCGGAGAGCUGACCGUGUGCCUGGAUGGACUGGCUGUUGAUCUAGGAAGUUUGCCUAAUGGCAAUGCAGUGACAGACAAAUCACAACCAGAUGAAAAAGACAAUGCUGACCCAAUCCAGAGUGAUGAUGAGUCUCAAAACCUGCUCCCUGCCACCAGCACCCCUGGAGCCAGUGAAAGAACACACAGACACUUGCCAGAAACUUCCAGAAGCGGGUCAGCGGUUAAUGGACACGGUGCUGUGAAUGGUGAACAGAGUCCCAGUACCAGGAACAGACACCGACAGACAGCCAAGAGCCUCUCUAACCACUCCAGCAGUAGUGUUUCAGUGAAUGGAGAGGUUGUUGUGAACGGGAUUGAAAGUGGAAGAGGCAGCCCAGUGUGUCCACCUCCUCCGUCACCCUCUGUGUCUCUCUCCACGUCUCUGUCUGCCAGCCCUCCCCCCAGCACUGGAACCCCCAGCUCAGCCAGCACAGAGGCAGGGGAACCUGCCCAUACAUCCACCACCGAACAGCCUGCUGCAGCAAACCAGAACCUCGAAGCCCUGCCAACUGGAUGGGAACAGAGGGUUCUUCCCAAUGGAAGAGUAUACUAUGUUGAUCACAACACAAAGACCACCACCUGGGAAAGACCUCUGCCACCUGGGUGGGAGAAGCGGGUGGAUCAGCGUGGCAGGUAUUACUAUGUGGACCACAACACCAGGACUACCACAUGGCAGAGACCCACGGCCGAAACAGUACGCAACUACGAACAGUGGCAGUCCCAGCGAAACCAGCUGCAAGGAGCCAUGCAGCAGUUCAGCCAAAGAUUCCUCUACCAGUCCUCUGGUGUCACCACCGACAAUGAUCCACUUGGCCCCCAACCUCCAGGCUGGGAAAAACGUCAAGAUAAUGGACGGGUGUACUUUGUUAACCACAAUACACGCACCACACAGUGGGAGGAUCCCAGAACCCAAGGGAUGAUUCAGGAGCCACCUCUCCCCCCGGGCUGGGAAAUGAAAUACACCAACGAAGGGGUUCGCUAUUUUGUCGACCACAACACUCGCACCACCAGCUUUAAAGAUCCACGACCUGGAUUUGAUUCAGGUUCAAAACAGGGUGGGUCCCCAGGAGCAUACGAUCGGAGUUUCAGGUGGAAGUAUCACCAGUUCCGGUUUCUGUGUCAAUCUAAUGCACUCCCAAGCCAUGUGAAAAUCAGCGUCUCCAGACAGACUUUAUUUGAAGAUUCCUUCCAGCAGAUCAUGAAUAUGAAAGCAUAUGACUUGCGUCGCAGGUUGUAUAUAAUAAUGCGUGGAGAAGAGGGGCUAGAUUAUGGAGGCAUUGCAAGAGAAUGGUUCUUCCUGCUGUCCCAUGAGGUACUGAACCCCAUGUAUUGCCUGUUCGAAUACGCAGGGAAGAAUAACUACUGUCUGCAGAUCAAUCCUGCCUCCUCCAUCAACCCUGAUCACUUGUCCUACUUCCGCUUCAUAGGCAGAUUCAUAGCCAUGGCUCUGUAUCAUGGUAAAUUCAUCGACACAGGUUUUACUCUGCCGUUCUACAAGCGCAUGCUGAAUAAAAAACCAACUCUGAAGGACCUGGAGUCGAUUGACCCAGAGUUCUACAAUUCCAUUAUGUGGGUCAAAGAGAAUGAUCUGGAGGAGUGCGGGGUGGAGCUGUUCUUUGCUCAGGACAUGGAGAUACUAGGAAAGGUGACAACACACGAACUGAUAACAGAUGGGGAGAACAUACUGGUGACGGCAGAGAACAAGGAAGAAUACAUCAGACUGCUCACAGACUGGAGGUUCACUCGAGGUGUGGAGGAGCAGACCAAGGAUUUCCUGGAUGGGUUCAACGAGGUGGUCCCUCUCGAGUGGCUCAGAUACUUUGAUGAAAAGGAGAUUGAGUUGAUGCUCUGUGGGAUGCAGGAGAUAGAUCUGAUUGACUGGCAGAAAAACACCAUCUACCGCCACUACACUAAAAACAGCAAGCAGAUUCAGUGGUUCUGGCAGGUGGUAAAGGAAAUGGAUAACGAGAAGAGAAUCCGCUUGCUGCAAUUUGUAACUGGAACCUGCCGUCUGCCUGUUGGUGGCUUUACAGAAUUGAUAGGGAGUAAUGGACCCCAGAAAUUCUGUAUUGAUAAGGUGGGGAAAGAGACCUGGUUACCUAGAAGUCAUACUUGUUUUAAUCGACUGGAUCUGCCUCCCUACAAAAGCUUCGAACAGCUGAAGGAGAAAUUGCUUUUUGCAAUUGAAGAAACAGAAGGGUUUGGCCAGGAGUGAAGCAUCUCUGAUAGCAUUUAGAAACAAAGCAAGACAUGCAGAGUAGCAUAU